Molecule: messenger RNA, 3045 nt
Organism: Diaporthe batatas
Lineage: Eukaryota; Fungi; Ascomycota; Sordariomycetes; Diaporthales; Diaporthaceae
Exons: 2
Coding region: 496-1488 (330 amino acids)
Source: RefSeq, a predicted model, not a curated record
UAGCUUCCCUCGGCCCCAAUAUUGGAUAUCUGGCCCAUGACUCGGGCGCGUAUGACGACUGCGGCCAGUAGCAUAGGCCCCGUAUUGAGGCACCCAUUCCAAGUCUCUACUCAGACUGACACCGGAGAAUUGUAUUCGGACUUUCAUUUCAUGCUAUGCUUUGGAAUCCCCAUGGUCCUCUCUACCAUUUGGCUCGCUUGGUUGCUUCUGAGAGAGUGUGUUUCUUGGUAGGGGUACCUAGGUACAAACACCCACCUGCAGGUACCCGGGUACUGCUGUCAGGAGCUAUGACCUCACCCUCCCGAUCGGCAUCUAGAGUGCUUUCAUCCCAUCAACACCAAGCUGUCUUGCCCCGCGACCGUUCGCGAUCUCGAUCAGAGUUACCCCUUACAAUGGUCACCAAGGGUCGCUGGCAAUAGUUCAGACGCCACACCACCCAAACAACGCGGUCGCACGCAGGAAAGCGGGUUGCUGUCAGAGCACAGCCAGACAGCCAUGGCCCCCAUCCGAAGAUACCUCAGGAUAUCCAAGUACUCGGUGCUAGAGUGCCGCAUCUAUCUCGACAAUCCAGCCCUAGCGCACACAUGGCUCCUCAACCCCCGCGAUCCGGUACUGCCCAAGGUCAUCGAGAGCGUACGGCCGCUGGUGCUCCCCAAGCUGCGCGAAGAGAGGGAGCGUAGCCGCAAGAAGAGCACGAAAAAGCGUGGCAUCAAGGAUAUCGUGGUUGAGGACGACUUCGAGGUGUCCAUCUUCCUGACCGAGACGAGCACCAGGCACUCGCUGCUGUACAAGCACAAGCACUUCCGAGACACGACGCAGACCAAGCUGACGUCAAACUCGGCCAAGUUGACGGGUGCCUCCCGAGAGGCGCCGAUCGACGUCGAUGUUUCGGGUCAGACUGUUGAGGCGACCACAGUAGUGCGAGAGGAGGACCCCUACGAUGACGCAGUACCUCUCCGUGACAUACCGACAAUGGACGAAGAUGAAACAGCUCCAGCACGCGUCGGCUCGCCACCCUCAAUGCUGCCAUCAAAACGCCGCCGCGGGAGGGCCACAAGGCUACCCGGGGCAGAGGGCGGCGACAGUGCCGAGCAUGAUGCCGACGUCGUGAUCUCGGACGACGGCGACGACCUUUUUGUUGGCGGUGAUGACUCUGACGGCUCGGCAGCGGCGCCGCCUCCCGCCAAGCGUCGCAAGGAUGCCGCUAGUCCCGCCAGAGGCGAAGCUCAAGGCGACGACAAGAAGAAGCUAGCAAUGGACAUUCGGUACGAGGGGUUUUCUAUCUACGGCCGCGUCCUCUGCCUCGUCGUCAAAAAGCGUGAGGGUCUCACCACCACCACCACCACCGGGAGGAACGCUCCGGCCAAGGCCGGACGAAAAGCGGGGCAGUCGGCCGCGCCUGGCGGCGGCCAGGCUGUGAUGGAGAACUGGAUUACGUCCACUCAGAUGCCCGAGGUGGCCCCUGACGACAUUCCAGGGGCGUCUUGAAGGGCUGGAACCUCAAUUGAAACAAAUGUGUUCAAAAGCAAUUGCGGUGUCUUCUGUCGCACCGGAUGUCCGGUUCUGUUGAUGUCAGUUGAACUCUAAUCGUGUGACCUUGAGACGACAAGGCUGAGGCCCUCGCAUGACUCGCUGGGGUCUCAACCGCACAGUGCGGCAUCCCAUCAUGUGUAGUAGGGCCUGUCUGGACCAUUACGAUCCCGCUCGCACCAAUCAGCCGCCAUGUGAGGACGAUGAACGGGCCGUUUCCGGAAUGGCGAAGCGAGAGCGUGGAAAGGGCCGCAUCUCGUGGGAGGUGCCACUAGAGUUUGCUUGUCACGAUCCUUGGCGCCCUAUUUUGAGGGGUGAAGGAGGCUCGUGUUGUUUCUGCGCAGAGAAACGUCCGAUAGGCCUGUUGGAACUCGAUCUCCAAGCUGUCAAAUGGCUUCGAGUGUUUCAAUAGAGUGGGAUCUAAGGUUGGUGCGAACGGGAAAGCACAGGCUCGACCAAGCUGGCGUAAGGGACCGCGCCCAUCGGGAUGUGGGCUGAGGGGGGUUGGACGUCGCCUUGCCUCGCGGCCACUCUCGCGCGAAUGAUGUAGUGUGGUCCGAGUUGGGAUGCACUAACCGUUGUUCUGCAGUCGUUUUGCGAGUUUUCUUGGGUUGGUUGUGCCAGAGCUACGGAUACCAAGCCGUUGAGUUAUUGAAAGCUGGGUGCGAAAGUCUCCCGCUUUGUCUCUGAGCUAGGCACAACUACAGUCUACGGGUACGCUACCAUGACACUAUGCCUCGUGAGCGCAAAGACGGCGAGGUAAAUCGACGAUGGAGUCAACCUUUCUACUCCACAGGCAACGCUGAUUGGCCGGCAUAUGCCGUCCAGAUGCCACAUCUAAGGCAUCAUACUGUUAUCGGCCUGAGAAAGGCUCACUAGGGCGAGUAAAAAGACAAGUUCAACAUGUACAAGAAGUGUAUGUACUUGACUAGAUCAUGAUUAAGGGCUACGGCAUACUCGUAAGGUUUGCCUACGGAGUAAACACGGGAUCGGACUGAUAGCAUGUGCUCAAGUGAAGAUAGAGAUAGUCAACCAACACUGGCAUUAGCGGCCACUCCCAUUGUUGACCAACAAGUUCGGCGAGCCCUUAGGGUCCGCAACAGCGUCCGGGAUAGCCAACUCGAGGAUCCGGCCCGUGACCAUAUCCGGAGUCCCAAGGCCGCCCUCCAGCCCGCGGAGGUAGCAGACAAGCCCGGAGACGAGCGCCGUGGACAUGCUGGUGCCCGUCUUGGUAGAGACGCCGUCGUCGGCGCGGGCGCUCGCGCUGGCGAUGUCUAACCCCGGCGCGAAGACGUCGAGCUCGGGCCCGUAGUUGCUGCCCUCGAGGCCCUCGCGGAGUUGGCCGCGGGCGCGGUCGCGCUGCGUCAUGCCGACUGUGAAGGCCUGGGGCAGGCUGCCUGGUGAGAUGCCGCGCACCGGUUCUGCCUCCGUGUUAGUCACCAGUUGGCCUGAUGUUGAUGUAUGGGGAUUUCGGGGGUGAUGCGUUUAUAUAGAGUAUCUUAGGGUAUCAUGCGC